Molecule: messenger RNA, 846 nt
Organism: Lasiosphaeria miniovina
Lineage: Eukaryota; Fungi; Ascomycota; Sordariomycetes; Sordariales; Lasiosphaeriaceae
Exons: 2
Coding region: 1-846 (281 amino acids)
Biological process (GO): ribose phosphate metabolic process; nucleoside phosphate metabolic process
Molecular function (GO): ADP-ribose pyrophosphatase activity; ADP-glucose pyrophosphatase activity
Source: RefSeq, a predicted model, not a curated record
AUGUCGACCUUCCACCACCCGGACUUUGAUGUCCCCGUCACGCUCCCCGACCGACUCUCGCAAGAGCAAGUCCUAAACUUUUACCCUUUUGCCUCGUGGAUCUCGACGCUCAAGAACUCGCUGGCCCUGCAGACAAACACCCCUUCGCACCCGUUCCACUCGGACCCGUACUUUCUCCGCUCUGUCACGGUGCAAGCGUUUGACCUGUUCGGGCAGCGCGUCGGCUUCCUGAAGCUGACGUCGGACGUCUCCAACGGCGCGGGCGAGAAGCUGUCGGGCGCCGUGUUCUUGCGCGGGCCCAGCGUGGCCAUGCUGGUGGUCCUGGUGCCCGACGACGCGCCCGCCGGCUCCGACGAGCGCUACGUGCUCCUCACCGUUCAGCCGCGCGUGGCCGCCGGCAGUCUCGGCUUCGUCGAGAUCCCCGCCGGCAUGGUGGACGAGGCCGGCAGCUUUGCCGGCACCGCCGCGAAAGAGAUGUACGAGGAGCUCGGGCUCGAGAUCGCCGCCUCCGAGCUGACGAACCUCAGCGAGCUGGCAGCGCUGCCGUCUGACGAUGGGGCGGGGGCGGCCGAGACCAAGACGCAGGAUGGCAACCUCCCCCGCGCUGUGUACCCGUCGCCCGGCGCUUGUGAUGAGUACAUUCCCAUCUUCCUGCACCAGCGUCGCGUGCCGAGGGAGCAGCUGAGCGAGUGGACGGGCCGCCUGACGGGCCUGCGUGACGAGGGCGAGAAGAUCACUCUCAAGCUUGUCAAGAUGCAGAGUCUGUGGAGGGAAUGCGCCAGAGAUGCAAAGAGUCUUUCUGCGUUGGCCCUGUGGGAAGGCUUGCACAGAGAAGGAAAGGUCUAG